AUGGCGCCAAACGCGAGCACCGCCCCGGGACAGCCCAGUGGUCUGAUCGACAAGCUUCACUCGAGUACGGACGACGUUCUCAAUGCUGCAAAAACAUCGCCCGAAUUUCGUUACGCCGAGCAUGCGGCCAAGGAGCGAAGAGUUGCGCAAACGAUGGCGGAUCAAAUGUUGAUGCCCAUGACCGUCAACGAGAUCUCGGUCAACGGCGCCAAGAACAUUCGACGAGGAUUUCUGGACCCAAUCUGUGCGCCGUUGCUCCGCGGCGGCUCUAAUGCGCCUUCCACGGUCGGUGAGGUCAUGGCACUCCUUCAAGUGGCGAGUUCGAAGCUCUCCGGGCUGCAGAUUCUCAGGGAGCCUCCAGCGGUCUACUUGUCACAGGCUAGCCAGGCCGAUCCCUCUACGAAUCCUUACGACGUCAAUAUAUCCAUUGGAUUGAAAGAACUGCCCCGGUUCAAACUCCAGACUGGUACCGACGUGGGCAAUGGUGAAGGCUCGGCUUAUGGAUCUCUGCUUUGGAGAAACAUUUUUGGCGGCGCAGAGAUGCUCACAUUGAAUGCCAAAGCCGGGACGAGGACAAAAUCAGCCUACAGCGCCAACCUGAGUGCCCCGGUGCUGAGUGAUCCCGACAGGCGAAUUUCGCUGGAAGGGCUGGCAUCAGCCGCAGAAAAGCCAUGGGCAUCACAUGAAGAGGUAGUCAAGGGCGGCUCCUUGCGCUUUUCUUGGUUCAAUUCCCAAAGAGACAUGCAUUCCGUCGAAUAUUCCGGUCUGUGGCGACAAAUCACUGGUCUGCGCCAAGGUGCUAGCCCUACCGUCCGUCAGGACUCUGGCGACACGAUAAAGAGCGCCAUCAAGCACACGUUCUAUCGGGAAAGGCGCGAUAAUCCACAGCUGCCCCAGUCUGGGUACAUGCUACGAUCUGGACUGGAACUUGCAGGCACUGGCCCCCUCGGCGGUGAUGUCUCCUUCUCCAAGGGUGACAUUGAAAUGAGUGGUGCCAUCCCCAUCCCGCUGCCCGGCGCUCAGGAGCGAUCGGGCGCAUCUAUCGGAGCAGGUUUCAGGAUGGGCAUGCUGUAUCCCUUACCUCUGGGCUUCAACCUAGGUGGCAAGUCGUCACCUAGUCGUCUGAACGACCGCUUCCAGCUGGGCGGGCCUACCGACGUCCGCGGAUUCAAGCUCGGCGGCCUCGGGCCCCACGACGGCGCAGACGCGGUAGGAGGCGAUGUGUUCGCCGCGGGGAGCGUAAACAUGCUGCUUCCCCUUCCGUACAAAGGACCAGACUCCGGCCUCCGCUUCCAGGUGUUUGCCAAUGGUGGCCGACUGGUCGCCCUGAAUGACAAGAACAGGUCGGCAGCGGCCGCAUCGCACGGACUCAGUGGUGGCGCCGUCCGCGAUGGCAUGCUAGGUGCCAUUGGGGAGUUGUUUAACGGCCUGCCAAGCGUGGCUGCCGGCGUGGGACUUGUAUAUGCUCACCCUGUAGCCAGAUUCGAGCUCAACUUCAGCCUUCCUCUAGUCCUUCGCCAGGGCGAGGUUGGAACCAAGGGGUUUCAGAUGGGAGUUGGCAUCAAUCUGUUGUAA
Metarhizium album ARSEF 1941 is the source of this 1575-nucleotide messenger RNA. Its product is annotated as outer membrane protein. The transcript has 4 exons. Gene Ontology annotation, cellular component: outer membrane; SAM complex. Bases 1 to 1575 code for a protein of 524 amino acids. The record is from RefSeq and is a predicted model, not a curated record. Lineage: Eukaryota; Fungi; Ascomycota; Sordariomycetes; Hypocreales; Clavicipitaceae. Gene Ontology annotation, biological process: protein insertion into mitochondrial outer membrane.